UCUAGGGUUUGAGACACACACUCAGACACACUCAGCCUCUCACUCACACGGCGCUCUGCUCCGCUCGCUCCUCUCUCUCUCUCGCUCGCCACCACUGGUUUGGUCUCCCCCUCUCUCUUUCUCUCACCGCCGCGCCUCUCUCCUCACCGGCGAUCCUCUGUCGCCACCGAUCCUCCCUUACCGUCUCACCUCUGCCAUUCCUCCGUCGGUCCCUCACCGCUGCUGCUUUCUCUCCCUCACCGCCGCUCCUCCGUCACCGCCGACCUCCCUCACCGUCGCUGCUCUCUCUGUUUAGAGAGAGAGAGAGAGAGAGAGAGAGAGAGAGAGAGAGGGAGGAGGAGAUGGCUUCGAUGUGCAGAUCAGCAGUAAUGGCAGGUGCGAGGUCCCUAACAGCUCGCUCAUCCAAAACCCUACUUCCCAAAUCCCUAUUUUCCCCAAAAUCCACAAUCCCAUCUCCAUUCUCUUCUUCCUCAAGACCCAUCCCCUUCUCUGCUUCAAGGGUUGUUUCAAUGCUGGCAAGUGUGGAGUCAAUGAUGCCACUUCACAGUGCCAUUGCUUCUGCUCGUCUUAGGUCCAACAUUGCCGUCGAUUCCUCCUGUUGGAGCUUGCUUUCUGAAGGAUUUGCAAUACCGUUGUGACAAGGUUUGCCGGAUUUAUACAAGGCAAUAAGUGCAUAGGAUUUGUUUCCAUAUCUUUUUGAGAAGGAAAAAGUCCUUAAAGUUUAGAAAUUGUUGACAUUAAGUUUUGCAGCUUGUGUAAACUUUUUGUUCAAGUUGAGUGAUGCCCUUUACUUGAAUUGUUAGUUGAUAUCCCAAUGUAAGUUCCUUUGGUGGUUUUAUGAUUCUGCCAUUGUGAAAUUGCUUUUGUAGGCGAAUUGCAUGAUGUGUAAUUGCUAUGAGCAACAUCUAUUAGGUCUUUAUCCCUUUCAGGUUUCCUUGGAUUAUAAAAAAUUAUGUAUCACAACAUCAGUUUGUGCA
Camellia sinensis is the source of this 977-nucleotide messenger RNA. Lineage: Eukaryota; Viridiplantae; Streptophyta; Magnoliopsida; Ericales; Theaceae. The record is from RefSeq and is a predicted model, not a curated record.